Molecule: messenger RNA, 6246 nt
Organism: Oncorhynchus gorbuscha (pink salmon)
Lineage: Eukaryota; Metazoa; Chordata; Actinopteri; Salmoniformes; Salmonidae
Gene: waplb
Product: WAPL cohesin release factor b
Exons: 20
Coding region: 393-4031 (1212 amino acids)
Biological process (GO): regulation of chromosome condensation
Source: RefSeq, a predicted model, not a curated record
UGACCGGUUCAAGCUGAGACAGGGUAAAAUAACUCCCUCAAUGCCGUUGGAAGCAAAAAGACGAGGGAGGGGGAACUCGAAUGGAAGGCGUCGGUGCAACACAGAGGAGACAAUCGAGUUUGAUAGAGCUUUAAAAAAUGAAUAUAUCAGACGUAAAACCAACAUUAUCAAAAUAACAUUGUUACCCAGGAUACACGGGACUUUUUACAGUAUUUGACUGUCCCAUAUAUGUCAUUACUACAGGCAGUUGAGCCUUGUUUAUAUUGUUUUGCAAGCGAGCUUUGAACAGGGUCGGGAGGCCCAAUCUGGUGCGGGAAGCGGCCGCCUUCUUCGGAGUGUUGUUGAGUGGUUCGGUCUUUUCGCGCACCAAAGAAUAUGAAACAGGUGUCACGAUGACGUCCAGAUUUGGUAAAACCUACAGCCGUAAGGGAGGCGACGGCUCAUCAUCCAAGUUCGACGAGGUCCUGUCCAACAAGAGAGCCACGCUCAGCACCAAAUGGGGCGAGACGACAUACAAGGCCAAGGUGAGUUCCAAGCGCCCCGGCCCGAAGACUGAGGUGGCAGAGCAGCCCAAGAGGCCCAAACUCUCCAACGAGAGCUCCGAGGACCCUUUUGGGUUUGACAGCGAUGAGGAGUCCAAGACGGUCACCUCUCGCAUCCCACAGGCAAAAGUCUCCCCAGUCAAGCCGGCAUCCACAGAACUGCCCCUGACAGGGAGGCCAGGCUUGUCCCUGGAGUCCAGCAGCAGAACCAGCCUUGCUCCAAGUAGAGCAACCUCUAGUCUGGGGAUUGAUAGAACCCAACUGAGGGUCACAGAGGACACAGCCAGGUUCUUCAACACCACCCCCACAACAGCCAAGCCAAGCCAACCGAGCUGGUCUAAUGAGGGUGCGACUGCAGAGAAACAUAGCUACUCAUGGUACAGCAACGCCUCGGAGAGCGACAAGAAGCCCAUCGCUCAGACCACCACCCUAAAGAGCGAGGCCAAGGACUCUUACGACAACUGGGAUGCUGUGAUGCUUCUGGGGCCUACCUCGCCCACCCCAGAGCCCACUAGAAACCCCUCAAUGUGGGGUGGUGCGGGCAGCUAUGGCCUGGGUCUGGCCAGGGAGGACAAGCUAUCCCCAGAGCCGACCUCCAGUUACGUAUUGGGCCAGGGGGACUUCGAAGUCCCCAUUGAGCCCUCUGAGUUCCAGGACCACUCCCAGUCUCUCCUCAGGGCUAGCACCAACUGCCGGACCUACCACCGGCCCAACAAAGGUAAGCAGGCUGGGGACUCUGACAGCACCAGUAGUACUAGCACCAGUACCAGCACAUCCUUCAGUAGUGGGCCCGGAUCUGGCCCACUCAAGACCAACAAUACGGAGAACAGCAACAAGCCGGCGGGCCGUGGGAGGACGAGAGACUACACAGUGCUGCACCCGUCCUGCCUGUCAAUGUUUAACGUCACCAUUCAGGACCGGAUCAUGGAGGAAUACACCCCCGCUUCUGCCGUGGCUGCCCCCCUGACAGACCCGGGAGAGGCUGGCCGCCUGAAAAAAAAGAAUGAACCAGCACCGGCCAAGGCCAUCAGGUUCAGACCUACACAGAGCAAGGCCAAGAAAGACACCAAGCUGGACUUCUUUGGCUUCGAGGAAAACGAGGCAGGUCGUGGUGCCAACCAGGAGGGUGGCAGUUCAGACUCUGUGGCAUCCGGCAGCUCCAAUUACAAGAUUAAGUACUUUGGCUUUGACGAUAUGAGCGGCAGUGACAGCGACGAAGACGAGGGCUCCCACGCCAAAGAGAGGAAGGCUAAGAGGGCUGUAGCCACUGCUGCUGCAGCCACAGCCUCCCUUGCUGCCAUGGAGAUGAGGGUGGACAGCCCCCUGUCCAGCAGUGAGGAGCUGGACAGUCAGACCAGCAGCAACACAGGUCAGGGACAGGACCUCAGGCGUGAUGUGAUGGACUUCCCAGAGGACAACUCUGCCUCUGUGGGCCUAGAGAUGCCCAGGAGGCCUCAGGCAAAACAGGUGGAGAAAUCCAAGGAGAGCAGGGAGACCAAUAGGAAGAUCUUCAGUGGCCCCAAAAAGUCUCCCACUAAAGCUGUGUACAACGCCAGACACUGGAACAGAGAGCCAGAGGAGCUUCCCCCGCCACCCGUACCCCGAUCAACCACUGCACCCGCCAGCCAGUCGAGCGGCAGCAGCAAGGAUGCCAACUCUCACAAAGACGACGGCCUGUUCAAAGCGCCGCCAUGCCCGCCGCCCAAAGUCAUCAAGUCUGUGUCGUUCCCCACCGAGCCCUACCAGGACAUUGUCACUGCACUGAAAUGCAGGAAAGAGCACAAGGAGCUAUACACAGUAGUCCAGCAUGUCAAGCACUUCAACGACGUGGUGGAGUUUGGCGAGAACCAGGAGUUCACCGAUGACUUUGAGUACCUGGCCACUGGCUUGAAGAGUGGCCAGCCCCUCAACACACGCUGCCUUAGUAUCAUUAGCCUGGCCACCAGGUGUGCCAUGCCCAGCUUCAGAAUGCACCUGCGGGCCAGAGGGAAGGUGGCCCAAGUCUUCAAGACACUCAACGAUGCCCCACAGCACCCGAACCUCUCCCUGUGUACGGCCAGUCUGAUGUACAUCCUGAGCCGAGACCGACUCAACAUGGACCUAGACCGGGCCAGUCUAGACCUGAUGAUCCGCCUGCUGGAGCUGGAGGGAGACCACUCUGUGGCCAAGGACAACCAGCUCACUGCCAAGGAGAUGUCAAAGGUCAAGGAGAAGAUCCGCAAGCUGUGCGACACGGUGCACAACAAGCACCUGGACCUGGAGAACAUCACGACGGGGCAUUUAGCCAUGGAGACCUUGUUAUCGCUGACCUCCAAGCGGGCUGGGGACUGGUUUAAAGAGGAGCUCAGGCUCCUGGGAGGCCUGGACCACAUAGUGGAUAAAGUGAAAGAAUGUGUGGAGAACCUAAGCCACGAGGAUGACAAGGAGAAGCUGGUGGCAUCGCUGUGGGGAGCCGAGAGAUGUCUACGUGUGCUGGAGAGCGUAACUGUUCACAACCCAGAGAACCAGGGCUACCUGAUUGCUUAUAAGGACUCUCAGCUUAUCUGCUCCUCAGCCAAGGCCCUGUGGCACUGCGAGGAGAUGAUCCAGCGCUACAGCCAGGAGACUGGGGUGAACAAUGCCCUGUGCUUGGCGGGCCCCGCCCUGCCGUACGCCAGCCACAGCAAUGUGGGUAAGGCCGUGGAGGACUGCAUGAAGGCCAUCAUCGGCGUGCUGCUCAACCUCACCCAUGACAAUGAGUGGGGAAGCACGAAGACAGGCGAGCAGGCGGACAUGAUCAUGACAGCUUUGAACUGUGUGCUCCGCGUCCCACAGUACCUUCAUCAGGAGAGGAGGUUCGACAUCCGAGUACUGGGUCUGGGUCUGCUGAUCAACCUGGUGGAGUACAGUGCCAGGAACCGCCACUGUCUGAUGGAGAUGGAGAUGGACGGAGGAGCUCCCUUCAACUCUGUCCUGGUGGCUGACAAAGAGGAGCUCAAGAUGGAAGGAUCGCUCACUGCCAUCGCUGCCCUGGUGCAGCUCUUCCUCCAGCGGGAGCAAGCGGCCAUAGCGGCAGAGGCGGAGACGGAUGACUUCAUCAAUGACGUGCCCAAACCCAAGCUGGACCAGAGCGGUGAGUGGCAGGAGUCUGGUGGAGAGAUCCAGUGGGUGGCCUCGGAGAACAACAACACCAACGCAGUCAGCGAGAAGGAGAAAGCCAAGAAAGAGGAGGAAAAUGAGGAGCUAGACCUUACCAAAGCACUGCAGCAUGCUGGGAAGCACAUGGAGGACAGCAUCGUGGCCUCCUACACUGCUCUGCUACUGGGCUGUCUCUGCCAGGGGAGUCCAAUGAAUGUGACUACUGUGAGGGAAAACCUGCCCAAAGGAGAUUUCUCAAUAAUGACAGAAAUGCUCAAGAAGUUCCUAAAUUUCAUGAAUCUUACUUGUGAUGUGGGCACCGCAGGGCAGAAGUCCAUCUCUCGGGUCAUUGACUAUCUGGAGCACUGUUAGAGGCCUGAUUCUGUGGGGAGGGACUACACUGGGGGCUGACCGCUCGCUCGCCUCACACAGAGACCAAGUCCAGACAAACACACAGCCUGCUAAUAACAACCACCUAUCUUCAUCAUCGUCAACACCAUGUUCACUAUACAUACUGUUUCAGGCCUCCCUUCAAACACGCGAGGCCUGAAGCACUGUUUCAGCAUUCCACCGCUCCUAUUGUGACGUCUGUUUAGAACAGGAGAACUCUGAGCCGAUAACAUAAAAUAAGGACAACCUUCCGUUUAUAUGCUAGACGUUCUGUGUUUCAAACACUGUUUUUUAAAUAUUUUUUUCUGUUCCCUCACAAAAUUGUAAUUUAUGAUUCUCAGAAUGAUAUUCAUUAAAUGCAGAUUUUUUUGGGCGGGGUUUGUGACCCUUUUUCUUCAUUCGAUACCCCCAAUUGUGCUAUUCAGGUUGUACAUUUUAUAUAAACUCCUUGUAUCCCAAAUCGAUAUGUUGCCUUCUUGCUACAUCUGCCACAUCCACCAUUGUUUUUUAUGCCUGCUGUAAAAGAUGUCUCUCUCCCUGCCUCCCUCCCUCUGUUUACUUCCAAUUUGUCAUCAAAGUGCCUGUGUGCCUGAAUCCCCCCCCCCUCCCUCCUGAAACCAUAGAAAGCAUUCAGCAAUGACCCACACAACUGGAAUAGGAACGCAAAGCAAAAGCUCUCAGCCCGUUUUGAAAUGCUGAAAGCCCCCAGAGCCCAAUGGCCCCACUGCACUGAAGCGCUUUUAUUGCCUUCACGACUGUCCUGUGUGUGUGUGUGUGUGUGUGUGUGUGUGUGUGUGUGUGUGUGUGUGUGUGUGUGUGUUCUAAAAACCUCUGCCGUUGAGUGGAGAGUGUAAAAAGGAUUUAGAAAUGAACAAAUAGAUUUUCUUUCCGUUUCGAAGUACAUGGAGUGGCAAGGAUGAGAGAAUUGCUAGUUUGGUGAGCACCUCACCUCUGUCCAAGUCGAUACUUUCGGAGAUUGUAGUUCUUCAAGGACAAACCUGAAAUGGUCCUCAUCUGUAGUUUUCACUGACGUGAGAGAACUACAUAAUUUUGUCUGUAGCCCCCCCCCUAUCAUUAUUGGUUAUGGCCAACAGGAAAGUAUGGAUGUUUGUCUUUAAUUUGUACUGCAGAGACUAUUGGGUCUGCAUGACCACAGUGCUUCAGCUAGCUGUUAAAGGCUGUAGAACACACAAGUGUUGGUUUUCUGUUUCUGAAUAAAUACAUGCCAGUCUGGCAUUAAGUUAUAUUCUUCUUCCUCGCUUCAAUUUAUUUUUAAGCUUUUCUCCAAAAAAUCAACUGGAUUAAAAGGAUACAGUAUAUAUUUUUUGCUUUUUAAUUUAAGCACUUGAAUUGAUAAGAGCGCUGUUGUUCAUGAACUGAGCCUCUCGGUUUAACGGUUGCUGUAUCCAUACUCUCCGUUCUGAGUUUCAUAAUGUGAUGCCCAUUAUAUAACCAACCUGUUUAAUAGCCAGUGUUCUCAGUUUUGUUCAACUCAGGCUUGAUUGGGAUUGCGAUGGGCUGCAUGACGUUGUCAGCUAAUUCAUUGGUUAUAUGCCGUUUCUCAUAGUUUUCUCCUGUACAAUCCUCUUAUCCCAGCUUGAAUGCGGAGGUUAGUCGGUCGUGGGGCUGUUUGGGGUUAAGAUGUACAGAAUUGGGGAGAUGAAGUUUACCCAUUUUAUUUCCUAAAGUUGCAUUCGUUCCCCUUUGUAUAUUUCCGACAUGUUUUUGUUUCUCGUCUAAGACGCGCACGCACACCCACAGCCAUGCAGACAUUAAAUCUUCAGCCAUCUCCAUGCACACACCCUCAUCAAUACUUUCUAAGAUGUUAAGCCUCUUGUAUUUCAAUCUGAUGUACGCUGUAGUCGGGAGCCACACCAGUCAUUUUUUUUGUCUUGUUUCUUUAGCUUAAUUAACACUUCUGAAGUUUACAAGAGCUUUAUUCACAAAUCUGGAAAUGGAUGGAACAAUGUAAAUACUUUUGUAAAUAUUGCCUAUUGGAAAUUUAGAAAUGGUAGACUACUUUUCUGAAUCCAAUCCAAUUUAUUUUAUACAGCAUUUUCAGUUGUGUUAUUUGAAAGACAGAUUUAAAAAGGUGUAAAAAGCCAAAUGCAGGAACAUGCUCUUUGUACCAAUUUCAAGAAUGUCUUUGGUUACUUGUAUAUAAUUUUAACUUGAAUAAAAAUUGCUACUUUCAGUA